AGAAAUCUUCUAGCUGCAUGGUCUCCUGCCUUCACGAUCAUGGAGUUGUUGAAGUUGAAGUGCCAAUCAACAUUGCGCUGAUCAAGUAUUGGGGCAAAAGAGAUGAGGAACUCAUGCUUCCCGUCAAUAGCUCCAUGUCGCUGAAUAUCAACGCCCUUGUCGCACAUACAAUGGUGCGAUGCUCUUGCGAAAUCACGGACUCAGUCACUAUCAACGGAUUGAAGGUGGAUUUGGAUAGAAGCAGAAGAUUUCGGCGCUGUUUCGACUUUGCUCGUGAUCUCAUAGGAAAACGGAAGAAUGAGGGGCAUGUGAAACAAGAUGAGCAAAAUCUUGGGUUUGAGAUCUCGUCAAGCACAAACUUUCCCGUUGCAGCCGGAUUAGCGUCUUCUGCCGCAGGAUUUGCUGCAAUUGCGAUUGGCAUUGGCCGGUUAUUCGAUUUCUCAAUCACAGAAGUUUCAACUUUAGCUAGACUGGGAUCUGGAAGUGCGUGCCGUAGUGUUUUUGGUGGAUUGGUGGAGUGGUGCGCUGGUAUUGAUCCAUCCGGGUGCGACUGCAUCACCAAGCAAGUUUUUCCCGAAUCAUGGUGGCCCGAACUGCGUGCUGUUAUAUUGAUACUUGACGAUGCUGAAAAAGAAGUUGGUAGCAGCAUCGGAAUGCGUAGAACAAUGGAAACAAGCGAGUUAUUGAAGCACCGCGCGGAAAAUGUUGUACCGGGUCGAAUCAAAAGGCUAACAACAGCAUUCAAAACCCGCAACUUCGAUGAAUUUGCUCGUAUCACCAUGGCAGAUAGCGAUCAAUUACAUGCAGUUUGUUUGGACUCUUUUCCUCCGCUCCGUUACAUGUCCGAUGCUUCGUGGUCUGUGGUACGAUCCAUCAACGAAUUCAAUUCUGCUGGUAUUCGCGCGGCUUAUUCGUUUGAUGCGGGUCCCAAUGCUUGUAUUUUUGUGGAAGAAGCCAAUAUUACCGAUUUACUGAAUCACAUAUCCCGACAUCUACAAUUACCUGAGAAUGUCCGUCCUCUUCUCAAAGGUUGUGGAGAUGGAUCUGUUGAAGUUCCACAUCCUAAUACGUCUUUUGUUAUUAGAGAGGUGAUUAUAAGCGAAGUGGGCGGGGCACCUAAGAUUCUUAGCUGACUUUUGUUGUUGUUUUUGUUAUUGUUUUGUUUACUGAUUGCUUGAGCUGUACACUUCACUUUGAGGUUGACGUGCAAUAAUUUUGGAUAGUUGCUGUUUUUUCGUGAAUAA
Messenger RNA from Cylicocyclus nassatus, 1244 nucleotides. The record is from the annotation of a GenBank genome assembly. NCBI's taxonomy places the organism in Eukaryota, Metazoa, Nematoda, Chromadorea, Rhabditida, Strongylidae.